GUCACCUUCUGAGCUGCUGCCCAGAGCUUGCUUCCCAAAGCUUUGAUCGAGCAUCCAGCGAACAAGAUCUCCACCCAGCACAGCGGCUACGACGGGAAUCCGACCACAGCCGCUUACCACCCGUACCCAAUGGACAUCUAGAUUUAACGAAAACAUCCGCUCGUAACAUUCCGAGUCCGAUCGAUUUCAAAACGCUACUCGGCCGAGCGCGUCCGAGCUAGCUCGCGCAGCCUCAGACCUUCAACAGCGGGUUCCGUCCCGCAACAAAACCACACAAUGCACCUUCAACACCCCGCCUCGAGGCUCUCCCUGAGCCACCUCCUCGCCGCCGCCCUCACGUGCACCUUGACCUACUUCCCCCAACCCGUCGGCGCCGUCUUCCGCGACGAGGUCGGCCACAUCGACUACCACCACGCCCUCCUCGGCCUGCCCCAGCGCGAGACCACCUUCUUCCACCGUCCCCGCCGCGACGACCGCGCCAGCCUGCUCUACACCCUCAGUGACCUAGGAAUCCUGGGCGCCGUGCACCCCGGCAGCGGCGAGAUUGUGUGGAGGCAGGAUUUGCGCAGCGGUGGUGAUGAUAUUUACGAUGACGACGAUGAGAAUGUUGGUGAUGGGGAUGGGUUCGGGCUCGGGUUCACACGGGCUGGUGAAGGCGAGGGGUGGAUUGUCAGCGCGCUGGGCAGGGCCGUCCACGCGUGGGAUGCCGUCAGCGGGAGGAAUCAGUUUUCGGUCCGGUUCGAUAAUGGGGUCGUCAGGGACUUGGAGGUGAUGGAGAUGACGGAGCAGGAAGGGGGGAGGAGGAAGGAUGUGCUGGCGCUGGUUGAGGAAGGCGCCGCGACCGUGCUGAGGAGGCUGAACCCGACCGACGGGAGCGUGGUGUGGGAGUUUAGGGAGGUGACCAGGGACGUGCCGCUGCAGGUGAGCACCAACGUGGAAAAGGUCUUUGUGGUCAGCUUAAAGGGCACGGCCGGCGCGUAUAAUCUCAAGGUUACGGUUUUGGAUACGCUUACCGGGAAGAGGCUGGAUGAAAUGGUGCUGGGCACAAAGGCGGAUGUUCAUGGCAAGAAGGACGUCAUGUUCGUCGGGGCGAACUCGGCCGCGCCAAUUCUGGCCUGGACGGACGAUGCCCGCCAGACGCUGAGAGUUAAUGUGCUCGGCACGAAGACUCGGCAGGAGUUUGCCUUGCCGCCCGAUACGUUUGCGGUCGAGAUCCACGCACCUCACCUGAUCCAGUCGCAGCCGCACUUUCUGGUCCACAGCAAGACGUCUACCGGGCAUAAGGGGGAGGUCUUCCAUGUUGAUCUUAAGACCAACACCAUUUCCAAAGCAUACAGUCUCCCUAUGCUCCCCGGUCCUGGAGCUUUUUCGACCAGUUCGAGCGGAGCCAGCGUCUACUUCACACGUAUCACUGAGGACGAGGUUAUACUGCUCUCCUCGCAGUCGCAUGGCGUGCUUGGUCGUUGGCCUUUGAAAAUUGGCGGUUCGAAGGCGGUCGCCAUCCACUUGGUGUCUGAGGUGAUCAAGAAGGCUGGUCCGGAAGAGAGCUACGCAGUCCGCUCAGCAGCCGUGACGGACGCAGACAACUGGGUACUAAUCCGCAACGGCGAGGAGCUGUGGGCCCGCCCUGAAGGGCUGACUGGAGGCGUCACCGCCACGUUUGCAGAGAUUCCUGACAGGGAGGAACUGGCGAAAUCUCUCGAGCAAGAGGCACAUAGCAGCCCGCUACAGGCGUACAUCCACCGUGUCAAGCGCCACAUCCAUGACCUUCAGUAUCUCCCCGCAUACCUCAACAGCAUUCCUUCGAGAGUCAUGAGCAGUAUUCUCGGCACCGACGUCGCCCCUACUGCUGGUAAGCUGGUCCGGGACAGCUUCGGGUUUCACAAACUCGUUGUUCUCGCCACAAAACGCGGGAGAGUCUACGGCCUGGAUGCGGGAAACAACGGUAAAGUCCUAUGGAGCACUCGAGCCUUCAAGAUCCCGAAGGGCAGAAGGUGGGAUGUCAAAGGGAUUCAGGCGGACGAAUCAUCAGGUCAAACCACGAUUCUCGGUUCCAAAGACGACUUUGUCGUGUUGAAGACGGAUACUGGUGACAUUAUCGACUCAAGAGCACCCAACCCGGAGGCGACGACGCAGGGCGCCGCUCUAGUUGACACCCCGUCCGGCCAGCAGCUCCUAAGGAUCGGUCCGGAUGGGAAGAUAGAGGACUUGCCCGCUGCAAGGGCCCCAUCGCAGACGGUUGUCACGCGCACUGCCGAUGGGCAGCUGAAGGGAGUUAUCUUCGUCGCAAACGGCACAAACUCGAGAGCAUUUACCUCCUGGGUCUUUUCCUUGCCCAAGGGCCAAAGGGUGGUAAGCAUUGCGACGAGACCCCCUCACGACGCUGUAGCUUCCAUCGGGCGUGUACUUGGCGACCGGACGGUCAAGUAUAAGUACCUCAACCCUAAUACACUCGUCCUCGGGGCCGUCGACCACAGCUCCCGCAUGCUUGUUGUCUACCUCCUAGACACGGUAUCCGGACAAGUUCUCUGGGUCUCCAAACACAACGGCAUCGAUGCCAGCAAGCCCAUCGAGUGUGCCAUGGCCGAGAACUGGUUCGUCUGCACCUAUUUCGGACAGUACGCGCUGCGCGACAACUCGGCCCAGUCACUCAAGGGCUACCAGGUAGUCGUUGCGGACCUGUACGAGAGCGACAAACCCAACGACCGCGGCCCGCUCGGCGACGCCGCCACCUUCUCCUCGCUGGACCCAAUCGACGUUCCCACGGGCGUCGUCCUGCCAUCCGUCGUCUCCCAGUCUUACGUCCUCAGCGCGCCCAUCUCAGCCCUGCAGGUUACGCAGACGAGGCAGGGCAUCAGCUCGAGGCAGGUCCUGGCCUAUCUGCCCGAGUCGCACGGCAUAGUCGGCAUCCCGCGCAUGGUGCUCGAGCCAAGGCGGCCCGUCGGCCGGGAUCCGACCCCGGCCGAGGCCGAGGAGGGAUUGAUCAGGUACCACCCUGCCAUCGAGAUCGACCCGAAGAGCGUCAUCACCCAUGAGAGGGACGUUCUUGGCGUCGGGAAGAUCAUCACGUCGCCGGCCGUUGUGGAGAGCACCAGUCUGGUGUUUGCGUACGGGGUGGAUAUCUUUGGGACGCGGGUCGCGCCGAGUUUCUUGUUUGACAUAUUGGGCAAGGGAUUCAACAAGCUUGCGCUUGUCGGGACGGUUCUGGCGCUCUUGGCCGGGGUGGUCACCCUUGCUCCGGUGGUGAAGAGAAAACAGGUUAAUAUGAGGUGGGAGGCGCCAAUGUAGAGGGCAGUGUAUACUUUUUCACGAAGCAUGAGUAUUGUAGACUAUACAUGGGCUGGAGAAUUGCAU
Canariomyces notabilis is the source of this 3354-nucleotide messenger RNA. RefSeq names its product DUF1620-domain-containing protein. The transcript has 2 exons. The record is from RefSeq and is a predicted model, not a curated record. NCBI's taxonomy places the organism in Eukaryota, Fungi, Ascomycota, Sordariomycetes, Sordariales, Chaetomiaceae. Gene Ontology annotation, biological process: protein folding in endoplasmic reticulum. The coding region runs from base 277 to 3288 and encodes 1003 amino acids. Gene Ontology annotation, cellular component: EMC complex.